Molecule: messenger RNA, 878 nt
Organism: Cuscuta campestris
Lineage: Eukaryota; Viridiplantae; Streptophyta; Magnoliopsida; Solanales; Convolvulaceae
Source: the annotation of a GenBank genome assembly
AAUAAGAGAUGAGUUUGUAUGUUAGGAACAUGAAAGAGAUUAGAGAGGGUAAAGAUGUCAGAAGGGGUAGAGACUUGACAUGAGCCUACAUAGGAUAUGGGAAGAGAUUGCCCCCAGAGGAUGAAGAAUCUGAGACGGAAUCUGAAACUAAAUCCAACAAUGUCUCAAUUCUUGAAUAUCCACAAACUCCAUCACCACUGUAUAUCGAAAACAAGAUAACACUUGCAGAAAUGAUUGCACGAGGUAUAGUGGUGAUGCUUCGUGAAAGCCCAAAAAGUCAAAUCGUACAAGAGGUGAAGCAUACCGAGGUUCCUGUCUCGGAAUCGCCUUCACCCGCUGCACUAGAAAUGUUGGGGGAACCCAUCCUCCUAACAUGUGUUGAAGACACUUCUCCAGAGGAACCUGUUCUGGAGAAAUCCGAGCCCACCACCGACCCCCUUGAUUCCGAUAAUGAUGAGUUUGACGAAUCUAUAGACGAUAAAAUACUUUGUGAUGCUGAACCCAUUCCGUCUAUAGAAACUAUCACUGAACACUCAAGGGAAAGACAUGUUGUAAUCAUCGAGCGAGCAACUGAAAGUCAGCCCAUUGAAGACUGGGAAAGUCAGAUCCUGGCACUAAAGGCCAAUGAUGUGGAUACACCGAGGAGACUCCCACCACCAUCCAUCGACGACAAGUCUCCUCCAUUUUUCCUGUUGCCACCACGCCGCAGGAAUGAGUCAAAGAUCCUGGACUUUGACUACAAAAGAACAGAACAAAGGUGACAUCAGAACAGAGUCAAAAAGGUCAAACUUUAUGACUCUUGGAUCGGUGAAGCUUGGAAAUAGGAAUGCUGGUGAACCAUUUUGACUCAACAAAAAAAAUAAAUGACUAACUUUUGU